AUCAGUUCUGACAGACAGAGCUGAGAGGGAGGGCAGAGUCGAGGAGGAAGCACUUCAGAGGCUGUGUGGUCGGCAGAAACAAGAUUUUACAUUGAAACUACAACAAUUUCUCACAUUAAUCAUGGCGGCCCAGCCCUUGCCAGAGGACGACCUCUCCUGCCCCGUAUGCUGCGAUAUCUUCAAGGAGCCGGUGGUGCUGAGUUGCAGCCACAGCUUCUGCGAUGGCUGUCUGAAGACGUACUGGCAGGACAACAUCCAGAGACUCUGCCCCGUGUGCCGGAACGCGUCCUCGACGGACAAGCCCCCUCUGAACCUGGCCCUGAGGAACCUGUGCCUGGCCUUCAGGCAGGUCAGCGUAAAGAGGAAGACCUCGGUGGAGUACAAGCUCUGCCCUCGACACGGGGACCAGCUCAAGCUCUUCUGCCUGGAGGACAAGCGGCCGGUGUGUGUGGACUGCCUGACUGCGGAGCACAGGAACCACAACUUCUGCACUACACAGGAGGCGGCUCAGAGUUACAAGGACAUACUGAGGGGAGCUGUGAAGCCACUGCACAACAGAGUAGCGGCGAUGAAAAAGAAGAAGGAAACCUGGGAGCAGAGCGGACAGCUUUGCACUAGUCAGGCCAAGGCCGCUGAGGAGCGCAUCAAGGAGGAGUUCAGCCAACUGCACAGCUUCCUGCAGAUGGAGGAGGCGCUACUGCUGGACGAGCUGAGGGAGGAACAGCAGAGGAAGGAGGAGUCCAUCAGGAGUAAAAUAGAUGAAAUCACACAAGCCAUCACUGAAAUCAGCCAAACCACCAGCCACAUAGAGCAGGAAAUGGAGGUUGAUGACCUAUCAUUUCUACAGAACUUCCAAGAAACAGAGAAGAGGUCUAAGUCCUCCGUAAAAGACCCAGAGGAUUUACCAGAGGCAUUAAUCAACACAGCGAAAUAUGUUGGCAACCUCAAGUACAACGUCUGGAGGAAAAUACUAGAUACCCUCAACUACACCCCUAUUCUGCUAGAUCCAAACACGGCCCACCCUAUGCUGAAAGUGUCCGAGCAGCUGACCACUCUGUCCGUGAGUGGAAAUCAGACUUUACCGGACAACGCGGAGAGGUUCGACACCUACCUCCAGGUGCUGGGGGCCGAGGGCUACGCGUCGGGCAAGCACGCCUGGGAAGUGGAGGUGGGCCGCAACCCCAGCUGGAUCCUGGGCGUGGCGAGGGAGUCGCUGAAGAGGAAAGGGACGGUGUCCCCGCUGGGCCCCGCCAGCGGCAUCUGGUGCAUCUGGCACAAGGACGGCGGGUACGUGGCGGUCACCCAGCCAGAGACGCCGCUGCUGGUCAAGAAGAAGCCGCACAGGGUGAGGGUGGAGCUGGACAUGGAGCGAGGGGACGUGACCUUCACUGACCAGGCGCUCAAGACCACGCUGCACAAGUUCAGAUGCAGAUUUACUGAGAGGAUGUUCCCCUUGCUGUCCACGGGCAAUGACCCACCACUCAGGGUUUCAAGUCAGAAAAUCUCAGUUUUAAAAGAGUAGGAAUGUUGCCUGUACAAAAGACACUGAUUAUGUUUAUUUGCCGUUUUAAUGAUUUAAUAAUAAAUAACAGUUGUGUUUUUCAAUAACAGAGAAUAUUCUGUGCAGUUUUUAAACAGUCCACAUGGUGUCAGUAAAUGCCUGGCUAAAUC
Molecule: messenger RNA, 1671 nt
Organism: Engraulis encrasicolus (European anchovy)
Lineage: Eukaryota; Metazoa; Chordata; Actinopteri; Clupeiformes; Engraulidae
Product: zinc-binding protein A33-like
Exons: 7
Coding region: 122-1522 (466 amino acids)
Biological process (GO): protein ubiquitination
Cellular component (GO): cytoplasm
Molecular function (GO): ubiquitin protein ligase activity; zinc ion binding; protein binding
Source: RefSeq, a predicted model, not a curated record